AUGUAUAGGUCUUUAUUCUCAAGGUCAGGUCCAUUGGCACGUCAUGGCUACAAUGCCAUGCUCAACUCACAGAGAGCUGGUCACAGAAAGCCAAUCGUCUUUAAGGAGCCAGGUGUUUAUGAUGGAGAGGUACCAGAAACUUUUGAUCAACACCCAGAUAUGAUGGCACCUGAUGAUGAUCCCUACUUGAACAGGAAUCCAAGUGCAGUUAUCAACUACUUUGUUGGAGCAUUCGCAGUUUUGGCUGGCGUCGGUUUCGCUUGCUAUAUGUUUAUCAACCCAACAAGAAAGGAAGUUGUGGAGAGAGAUCUCCCUUUCAACAACUUGUAUGUGGAGUAUGGAGGCGAUCCCGAGAAGGUGCCAGACGAGACUCAAUGGCGCAUUAGAAUGGGUGAUAGACAAGCGAUCUACAAAUCAAAGUAUGGAGACAAU
Acytostelium subglobosum LB1 is the source of this 432-nucleotide messenger RNA. RefSeq lists its product as hypothetical. The annotation marks the transcript as partial. The record is from RefSeq and is a predicted model, not a curated record. Lineage: Eukaryota; Evosea; Eumycetozoa; Acytosteliales; Acytosteliaceae. Gene Ontology annotation, cellular component: mitochondrion. The transcript has 3 exons.